CUCCCUGUGGAGCGGUACCAUAGCCGCCGGAGCUGACCGCAUCCUUUCCCAAGGACUACGAGAGGACAACAGCUGCUUCAAGAUGAGAUGUCAGAGAGUCCUCACCUACCUGAGGAUAUGUGGGACAACCAUGUUCGGCGUGUCCCUCCUGGUGGGCAUCUCCACAGCCUACAUCAUGGGCUACCAGUUCUUCACCACAACCCGCAAUCACGUAUCCUUCGGGCUGUACGGCGCCAUUUUGGUCGUCCACCUCAUUAUCCAGAGCCUCUUUGCGCUCUUAGAACAUCGAAACAUGCGGCGGUCCUUGGAGACGCCGAUCAAACUGAAUAAGUCCUUGGCGCUGUGCAUUGCGGCGUAUCAAGAGGACCCAAACUACCUGAGGAAAUGCUUGGUGUCGGUGAAGAGGCUGACGUACCCGGGGAUCAAAGUGAUCAUGGUGAUCGACGGGAACACGGACGAUGACUUGUACAUGAUGGAGAUUUUUAAAGAGAUCAUGGGAUGGGACGCAUCGGCCACGUACGUGUGGCGGAGUAACUAUCACAGCAGGGGGCCCAAGGAGACAGAUGAGAGCUACGCCGAGAGCCUCCAGCAGGUCUCCAGGCUGGUGCUGAACAACAAGUGUGUGUGCAUCAUGCAAAAGUGGGGAGGAAAGAGAGAGGUCAUGUAUACAGCCUUCAAAGCACUGGGGAGGAGCAUGGACUAUGUGCAGGUGUGUGACUCUGACACUAUGUUGGACCCAGCAUCAUCGGUGGAGAUGGUGAAGGUUCUGGAAGAAGACCCUAUGGUGGGAGGCGUUGGAGGAGAUGUGCAGAUCCUAAACAAGUACGAGUCGUGGGUCUCCUUCCUGAGCAGUGUUCGGUACUGGAUGGCCUUCAACAUUGAGCGGGCUUGCCAGUCCUACUUUGGUUGCGUGCAGUGCAUCAGUGGGCCUUUAGGAAUGUACCGGAAUUCGCUCCUACACGAGUUCCUUGAGGACUGGUACAAUCAGACUUUCAUGGGAUCCCACUGCAGUUUUGGAGAUGACCGCCAUCUCACGAACAGAGUUCUAAGCCUUGGGUAUGCAACCAAAUAUACUGCUCGAUCAAAGUGUCUCACCGAGACGCCGAUCACAUACCUGCGGUGGCUCAAUCAACAGACUCGAUGGAGUAAGUCAUAUUUCAGAGAAUGGCUAUACAACUCAAUGUGGUUCCACAAACACCAUCUAUGGAUGACUUAUGAGGCUGUGAUCACGGGUUUCUUCCCGUUUUUCCUCAUUGCCACUGCAAUCCAACUCUUCUACCAAGGAAGGCUCUGGAAUAUUCUGUUGUUUCUGCUCAUUGUGCAGGCGGUGGCGCUGAUCAAGGCCUCGUUUGCCAGCUGCCUCAGAGGUAACAUUGUCAUGGUGUUCAUGUCGUUCUACUCUGUACUGUACAUGUCAAGCCUGUUGCCAGCCAAAAUGUUCGCAAUAGCAACAAUCAACAAGUCUGGAUGGGGGACCUCUGGGAGGAAAACGGUAGUGACAAACUUCAUUGGUCUGAUUCCUAUAUCAGUUUGGUUCACCAUCCUCUUCAUUGGGAUUAUCUACACAGUUGUCCUGCAGACUAGAAAACCCUUUCCUGAAUCAGAGAAGAUUGUUCUGGUCGUAGGAGCAGUCGUCUAUGCCAGUUACUGGGUCAUACUGUUGACGUUGUAUACAGUGCUCAUAAAUAAGUGUGGGAAGAGGAAGAAGGAAACAGACUAUGAUAUGGUGCUGGAUGUAUGA
Molecule: messenger RNA, 1741 nt
Organism: Perca flavescens (yellow perch)
Lineage: Eukaryota; Metazoa; Chordata; Actinopteri; Perciformes; Percidae
Gene: has2
Product: hyaluronan synthase 2
Exons: 4
Coding region: 83-1741 (552 amino acids)
Biological process (GO): polysaccharide biosynthetic process; hyaluronan biosynthetic process; extracellular matrix assembly
Cellular component (GO): plasma membrane
Molecular function (GO): hyaluronan synthase activity
Source: RefSeq, a predicted model, not a curated record